Molecule: messenger RNA, 825 nt
Organism: Darwinula stevensoni
Lineage: Eukaryota; Metazoa; Arthropoda; Ostracoda; Podocopida; Darwinulidae
Source: the annotation of a GenBank genome assembly
AAUGGCUUCAUGAUUUCUCCGUCCUCUGACAGGACGUUCCGUCUUCUCGACAACGACAUGGUCCAAGAACUCCCCGAAGGAGUGUUUGGCGACGUGACCUUCAGGAUAGUUACCAUAUCCAAUACGGCACUGAGGCACGUCCAUCCCCAGGCCAUUCUUCCUCUGAAGGAUCGAAUACGUAUGCUGGAAAUCACGAACUGCGCCCUGCAGGACUUCCCUUGGGAAAUCAUACCCCAACUCAAUGAAUGGUUGAGCAGCCUCUUCCUCAGCAACAAUGCCUUGACCUAUGUUCCUCCUCUCCAAACUCGGAAUCUCGGUUUGUUCCAUCUUGAUGGGAAUCAAAUCGCCAAACUAGAUUCCGGCUGGGAUAUACCGACCCUAAUGACUCUAAAAAUGGGAGGUAAUCCCCUCUCGGAGAUGCCGGCUGGAUUUUUCCAUAAUAUGCCCAACUUCGAGGAAUUUCAUUGCAACGGGUGCAACCUCGGGCCGACUUUGUUUUCUGGGAUCUUCGAAAUGCGGGCGCCCCGCCUCAAAAUCAUAUACCUCGAUGAGAACUCUAUCUCGAGAGUUGAACCAGGCGCGAUUUCAGGUCUCCCAGCCGUAAGCGUCUUGUAUUUCAUGAAAAAUAACAUCAGCCGAUUGGAUGAAGAGGCCUUCUACCCUAUGCUGCGGAUCAACGGGAAACUCUUCGUAGAUGUCCCCAUGCGGACAAGUCCCCUGGAGGGACUUAGUCUACACCACUUCAUACAGGUAACUGCCAUUCCACAUGUGGACCACCUGGAGGAUCUGUAUAGUCCCCCGGUGGACUGGCGGGGGGAUUUUUCG